Haplochromis burtoni (Burton's mouthbrooder) is the source of this 2822-nucleotide messenger RNA. Its product is annotated as 5-hydroxytryptamine receptor 3A. Gene Ontology annotation, biological process: signal transduction; monoatomic ion transmembrane transport; regulation of membrane potential. Gene Ontology annotation, molecular function: transmembrane signaling receptor activity; neurotransmitter receptor activity; extracellular ligand-gated monoatomic ion channel activity. Bases 7 to 1404 code for a protein of 465 amino acids. Gene Ontology annotation, cellular component: membrane; neuron projection; synapse. The record is from RefSeq and is a predicted model, not a curated record. Lineage: Eukaryota; Metazoa; Chordata; Actinopteri; Cichliformes; Cichlidae. The transcript is spliced from 9 exons.
CUUAAGAUGAGCAUGAAAGUUAGCGUUUUUAUACCAUUUUUAUAUUCAUUGACAAUGUGUCUUUAUAUCAUUUCAGAAAAUAAAGAGAAUAGUCCUAAAAGCUGCAGAUAUGUUGACAUUAUUAACCACCUGAACUUGACCCAAGACAAGGAUAUGUACAUUAUGACAAGGCCUGUGAAAAAUUACAGUGAUGUUACACGCGUAUACCAUAUUAUGGGAGUUAAAGCCAUCUUAGAUGUGAGGAAAACUGACCAGAGCCUUGUUUCUUACAUUUGGGUUCAAUAUCAUUGGUGGAAUCAGUUCAUAUCUUGGAGCCCAGAUAAUUUCUGUGGACUUGAAAAUAUAACAUUUCCUGCUGCAAAUUUGUGGAUGCCAGAUCUAACUAUUGAAGAAAGGACAGACAAGGACAAAGAGACUAAAAGUCCUUAUCUCUUAAUUCACUGGUAUGGUGGGGUCGAAUACACAAAUGAGCAGGUGGUGACAACUGCCUGCAGGAUGCGUGUCUACAAAUUUCCCUUUGAUGUUCAAAGGUGCAACAUCUCCUUCAAGUCUGUCAUGCAUUCUGAUAAUGAAAUAGAAUUAAUUUACAACAAAAACAAUAAAUCGAUGACAACUUUGACACGCAGCAUGAUGUGGACCCAGUACGAGUGGACGUUCGAGAACUUGGCAGCCACAAACAAAUCCAGCAUUAUGUAUCCACAUCAAACUGUAAUUAUUUACACGAUCACGAUGAGAAGGAGGUCAGUCCUCUACAUUGCCAAUUUCAUUUCUCCAGUGCUCUUCUUCUUGGUUCUGGACUUGGCCUCUUUCCUGAUCCCAGAUGCUGGAGGCGAGAAACUCAGCUUCAAGGUCACUGUCCUGCUCGCUGUCACAGUGUUGCAGCUUAUUCUGAAUGACAUUCUGCCCAGCACUUCAAAAAAGGUUCCACUUAUAGCUAUCUACUGCAUUGGGACUUUUACCCUGAUGCUGCUCAGCCUCCUGGAGACUAUUGUGAUGAUGUAUCUGAUUGAGAAAGACUCUGCAGCCCAUCACAAUGAGACAGAUGAAGAGCAAAACCUGAGUGUAAAUUGUGGAGACAAAUGGUGCAAAGCCAACUUCUGUGUUAGAGGAAUAAAAUCCAGUGACUGUGCAUCUGUUUGUGAUGAAAGUGCCGAUGAAACACAAUCUGUGACUGAAAAGAGGAGCAGCGACAAGCUGACAGAGGUGUCCCUUGGUCUUGAACAAGUCUCAGAUGAACUGAGAGAGAUUGGGAAAACAAUAAGUCUGCUCAGCAGUAACAAGAAGGAAGAGAAGUUCGGAUACUGGGCCAGAAUGGUAAAAAAAAUCAACAGGGUUUACUUCAUUUUUUAUGUCACAGCAGUCACUGUAUUUUUGUCAGUUCUUAUUUCAUUGUGGACCAGCUGAAGUAAAAUAAAAUAUGAAUUCAUUAAAAGAGACAGAACUUAUGUAUUACUUAUUUUUUUCAUAAAUCUCAUUCAUUUCAAUCAGUCCGAAGAAAUCAAAUGUCCCAUUGAGUACAGGUUGGUAAGGUGUUCACUUCUUAUAUUUAGUGAUCUAUUUAGCAUCAUCAGAAAUACAGACCCACAGCUGAAGAAAAAAAUCAGAUAUUUAACAGUGAUUUCUGCUCCACUUUACUGUGGUGGUUUCAGAGCCCCAGCGUAACAAAAGCUGCAAGGAAAUGACAUUGUUAUUUGUCGCAUAUUGUGUAGCAUCAAAAUUGUGAAAUUCAGCAUCAAAGGUUUGGUUUCAACCAGUUAUGAGGUAAACUUGAGUAGUAGUCUUCAUGACUAUUUUCAGUGCUCCUUAUCGCAAUAGAAAAAUUCCAACAUCUAAAACAUUAUUAAAAUGUACAUUUAUAUUUAGGGUUGUGCAGUAUGACAAAUUAUAUCAGAUGAUGAUAUUAAACUGUCUAUUGUUUUAUAUUAUACUUAAUUCUUCAUUUUGUGCUGUGUAAAAACAGUAAUGUGAUCCUUUGCCCUCCAGCCGAACAUCUUCGAGUUUAACUUGGUCAAAAUGCCAGAUAGUUGCUGUGCUAUCAGAUGCACUAACUAGCAUUUAUUUAAAGCUGUCACAAGAACAUCAAGUUUAGCAACAACAUAUGAGACACCCAGCUAACCCUGCCUUACAGCCCCUAUCACACAAAUCCCUGCUUUUACCUAACACUGAAAAAAUACUUGAUCAACUUUAUGUUAUGGCACAACAUUAAUGUGAAAAUGAAUACUACCGGAACAUUUCUGGCUAUACAAUGUAAAUGUCCAGGUCAGCAAAAUGUAAGAUUUAUGUGUGGUAACUGUUUAAGCUAGCUAUGUAGCAUUUAUCUUUGCUUUAAAGUUAAGCUGCUUCUUUUUCUUUACUUCCCACAUGGCGAUAUUAUUUACCCAUUAUUUACAGAUGGAAAAUAUAUGUAGCCAGGGCUGGACUGAUAAUCUGUGAUAUCAGGCAUUGUCCCACAGGACCGGCACACUUUUUAUACGUAUAUAUCUGAAUUUACAGAAAAUGCACUAUAUUUAAUGUAUGCUUUUAUUCCAAUAUGAGACCAUAUCACACAGCUUUAUAUUUCUACUCCUUAGCCUUUAAAUGAUUUUCUUGUAAUUAUGGUGGACCUCAUGUCCAAUUUAAAUUACAUUUAUUCUUUGCUUUUUGCAGUCAAAAAUAAUGUUUCAAUAUAUAUUUAGGACAUAUAUACAUGUUUAAUGUUCAGUAAGCUUCACCACAAGCCUCUCAGAACCUACAGCCCCUUUAUGCACCUGCAUGCUUUUGUUUAAAUAAUUAUUGCACACUUUCUGUAAAUCCAAUCAACUUCAUUUCACUUCUGAAAUAUC